Messenger RNA from Plectropomus leopardus (leopard coralgrouper), 1202 nucleotides. The record is from RefSeq and is a predicted model, not a curated record. NCBI's taxonomy places the organism in Eukaryota, Metazoa, Chordata, Actinopteri, Perciformes, Serranidae.
AUGGCUGCUGUCACUGUGGGCCGCCAAGAGAAAAAUGACCAGUCAGUGGUCCCAUCGAUGCCCUUCACCUCCCCUCACCAAAGGCUAGAGUGCACAGCCACCCACUCCAUCUUAGCAGAGGGAGGUACGUGUGAGGUGAUUGCCGCCCACCGAUGCUGUAACAAGAAUCGCAUCGAGGAGCGUUCACAGACAGUCAAGUGCUCCUGUUUACCAGGGAAAGUCGCCGGGACGACACGCAACAAACCCUCCUGUGUGGAUGCGUCCAUUGUAAUUGGGAAAUGGUGGUGUGAGAUGGAACCGUGUCUGGAGGGAGAAGAGUGCAAGACUCUGCCUGACAACUCUGGAUGGAUGUGCUCCUCUGGGAACAAAAUCAAGACUACAAGAAUUCAUCCCAGGACCUAACAGAGAGCUCCCAUUGCAGGGCCGCGUGCCAGGCUCUUCCCUUCAUCUACCCUUUCUCUUCCCACCGAACGGACUAAAACUAUUACAUCCACGGCUACUGACUGGAUUACCUGGGACCACAGAAAGGAUAUCCACCCAGAUAAAACAGCUUUGCUCGCGUGGUGCCAAGGAUUUGAAACCAGACUAAUCCCCUGUUUGAUCAAUGAGCCCCAUGUUGGUGACUCUCCUCUUCCACACAACUGUGGCCAGUUUCCGACCUACUCUGUCUCUGUUUCCCUCACUCUGUCUCACCCUGAAAAACUGAAAAAAGAGCUUAGGGGUUAUUUAGAGGUUGUUAAAACAUUAUUUGAAGACAUUCGCCCUGCCUGACGGUAAACCAAUUUAGGAGCUUACAUGGACCUGAACACGGGAUCCACAGAGCUGAGGGCAAAAGGAGGGAAAUUAACUUGAUAACCUUUUAUUUCUGUGUGGACGGAAUUUGUAUUUGACUCGCUACUCCCAGUAGGACGGCCCGGCUGUGACAUCACGGAGGUUCUUAAACACUGGAUUUUCAGUGACGGGGACCACGAGCACCCUCCAAUGACUUAAUGAAGGAUCUUUGUGAGGGUUGGGAGUCCUCAGGGCCUCACCUUCAUCCUUCAUGACGGACAUUUUGACUUUUAUUCGUGGGCAUGCCCGAUGUAAAUUCAUGAGCACUCCUUUUCUUUGUAUGUUAGAUAAUUUGUGUAUAUAUACAUAUAUAAAUACAUCACAUAUAAGAAGACAGAUCCAAGAAGCUGAAAAAUAUAUUUAAGACUCUA